CUCUCACUCACUCUUCAGAUUCACCUUCUUUCUCUCUCUCUCUCUCUCUCUGGUUUUUUACUGGCCUCGUCUCUAUCAGCGAACCAGUUUUUCACUCUCGCUGUGAUUGUGAUAUGAUAUUAUCUUCUCUCUGAUUUGAUUGAUUUCUUUCACCCCACCCCAUUUAUUCUCGAAUUAAAAAACCUUUCAAAACUUUACUUUAUUUUAUUUUAUUUUUGUGGGGGUGUUGUUGAGUUUUCCUCAGAAAAUUGAUUUCCUUUGUAUUGUCGAAAAUGCGGUGGGAAAAGGUUCAGGUGAACCCCAUAUCAGGGGUAGCUGAAGCAGGAAGCGUGGUUUCUCCGCCGGGGAGAAGGUGGGGACACACCUGUAACGCUAUCAAAGGUGGCAGACUUGUCUAUCUCUUCGGUGGUUACGGCAAAGAUAACUGUCAGACCAACCAGGUUCAUGUUUUUGACACUGUGAAGCAGACUUGGAGCCUGCCCCCGGUGAAGGGGACUCCACCUACUCCUAGAGACAGCCAUUCUUGCGCAGUCAUUGAUGAUAAUCUAUAUGUGUUUGGGGGUACAGAUGGGACCAACCCGCUGAAGGAUUUGCACAUAUUAGACACUUCUUCACAUACAUGGAUUUCUCCAAGUAUAAAAGGAGAAGGGCCAGAGGCACGUGAGGGUCAUAGUGCAGCAGUUGUUGGCAAACGGCUAUACAUCUUUGGUGGUUGUGGAAAAUCUGCAGAUAACAACAAUGAGGUCUACUACAAUGAUCUUUACAUAUUGAAUACAGAGACGUUUGUUUGGAAGUGUGCUACAACAUCAGGCACUCCACCAUCUCCUCGUGAUAGCCACAGUUGCUCCUCUUGGAAAAACAAAAUCAUUGUGGUAGCGGGUGAAGAUAGCCGUGAUUAUUAUUUGUCUGACGUCCAUAUCCUUGAUACUGAUACUCUAAUUUGGAGGGAGCUGGUCACUUCAGGCCAAAGGUUGACACCACGAGCUGGUCAUUCCACAGUUUCUUUGGGCAAGAACUUGUUUGUUUUUGGUGGAUUUACGGAUACCCAAAAUCUAUACAAUGACCUUUAUAUGCUUGAUAUUGAUACUGGUAUUUGGACAAAUGUUACAACUACAACCAAUGGUCCUUCAGCCAGAUUUUCUGUAGCUGGUGACUGUUUGGACCCAUUUAACGGUGGUGUUCUAGUGUUCAUUGGUGGUUGUAAUAAAAGUCUCGAGGCCCUGGAUGAUAUGUAUUAUCUGCAUACAGGGAUUGCUAGGGGAAGUGAACAGAGACCAGAGAAGUUAUCUUUAAGGAAGCAAUUGAAGCUGAAAUGCCAAGAACAAAAUCUCAAUCCUGGCCAAAAUCAAGGUCUUGCUAGAUAUGGAAUGGGUGCUGAUACUAGCCCGAUCAUGACCGUGUUGAAGUAUACCCAGCCAGGUAGACAAAAUAUCCCAGUAAACCAAUCCCUGCUUCAUUCUGGAAAGAAAAUGUUUGAAGCCAAGGUUUCUGAAAACAUCUCAGAUGGAGGAUUAACUAUUGAAACUGUUAUUGAUGGAAAGCCGCUACGCGGAGUUCUGUUUUUAAACAAGCCAAACUCUUUGAACCCAGCUGGUCUUGCCUUCAGUAGGAAGAGGACUGCUAGUGAAAUUGAUGGUGUUAUCUCAAACGGUACACACCCUAACAUAUUCAAGACUCCUAAAGUGCUUAAGCAAAAUCAAAUGGAAAAUAGACAGUCAGUUCAUGGAGACAGUUCAGAAUCUCAUGAACACGGUUCUGGAGCUGUUUCUGCGCUUACACCAAAUAACCCAAUUACUGCCACUGCUUCUGAUACCUAUAAGGUUUCUGCGAAUCCAGAACCAGAAGGCGCUUUGUUGAAUCAAAAUGACGAAAAACGUGAAACACCAACAUUAGGGGAAAACUUGAGAAGUGAUGGAGCAAAUGACAGUUCCAAAGGUGAAGCCCAGACAAAUUAUCAAACAAUUGUUCCCAUUUCCAACUUAGAAGUUCCAACAGAUGAUAAAAAAAGUGAUGCACCAAACGGCAAAACAGAAUUUCUGGAACCUGCACCAACUGCGUGUUUCUCAAAUCAAGGUGCAGUGGCGGAUUCCUCAAUUCCAAGGACAGGAGAGUGCAGUGAACCAGCAAAAUGAAUUGAGCUGAUGGUAGUGGACACCUUGUCUGCUUGACGUUUGUACAUACCUUUCCUCAAGGUGACCAUAUAACUGGUGAUAUAGACUAACAUCUUCAAUUGGAGGGAUACACAUUAUGAUCUUCUGGCUGGCACCCUUUGAUCUGAAAUUUUUAUUCAACAAAACCAUGACUACCUUAGGUGUAGGUAGUGAUAGAACCAGUUCUUAGUAUGAAACUAUUGAGUUAUCUAUUUUUUUUUUCCAUUCCUGUCUUCUCCUUUCAUUGUAAGGGAAGAAAAUUUUGUUGAAAGCCUAACAUCUACUUCAUCUGUCAUAGCUCUAGGAUUACUCUAUUGUUACUUUUCCAUCUUUUUAUUACAAUUAUAUUGUCUGGAGUUGCAUUGA
Lotus japonicus is the source of this 2516-nucleotide messenger RNA. RefSeq lists its product as uncharacterized. Gene Ontology annotation, molecular function: protein binding. The record is from RefSeq and is a predicted model, not a curated record. Lineage: Eukaryota; Viridiplantae; Streptophyta; Magnoliopsida; Fabales; Fabaceae. Bases 273 to 2132 code for a protein of 619 amino acids. The transcript is spliced from 11 exons.